AUGAGACUUUCAUUCACUACCCUGGUUCUCGUUGCUCUACUACCUGCAUCUCUUGCCAGUAAAUGCAAGAACCCUGAGAUACGCAAAGAGUGGCGUCGUUUCUCUAAAGCUGAACAAGCCGAGUGGAUCCGAGCAGUCAAUUGCCUCAACAAGAAGCCUGCCUCAGGCAAACUUAAGCCCCCAAUCGACUUGAGCAAGUACCAGUAUUAUGAUCAGAUUGUACCUGUUAGCAAAUCUUCUUCGUAUCAGGAUGAGCUCACAUAUGUUCAUAUGAAUCUCAAUCCUGUCAUUCAUAAUACGGGACUUUUCCUCCCUUGGCAUAGAUGGUAUCUCCAAUCUUGGACCGAUGCUCUACGGACGCAGUGCGGGUACAAAGGGGUUACACCAUAUUGGGCCUGGGAAUUUGGUAAGCUUAAUGCAGUACCUAUAUCAGGUCCGGGGACUUAUUUGACUAAAGACACCGCAAAUUUCGAGAAAAGCUCGAUUUUCAACUCUGACAAAACUUGGGGCCUAGGAACUUGGGGAGAUGCGAAUGACGAUUACACCGUCAAGGAUGGUGGAUUCCAAAAUUUGACAUUUGCUUAUCCAGCCCCCCACCGUUUGCGGCGCAAAUACGUCCCCUUCCCAUACAUGGCCCCUCCAGGAGUUGAUCCCUCGCUUUAUCCCUAUGAUACAUUCAAAGGAGCCAAUCUUACGUUCACCUUGGGAGAGGUCCUUAAACUUCUGGCACAACCCACUGGCGACUUUAAGAAAUUCCAUAUUAUAUGGAGCAGUGAUUUGGGUGGACUAUGCCCAAAGAACGCUACUCUGCACAAUGCCCUUUCAGUGGAGCUCCAACCAUUUCGCCUAACGAGCCUAUGUUCUUCCUUCAUCAUGGAGUUAUGGUGGCAAAAGCUCAACCCCAAGAACCAGAAGGCUUUUGCUGGUGGAAGCGUGCGAAACUUGACCAGUCCCGAUUUAUAUCCUAACGGGGCUGCCCCUUGGCAAGAUGCUUCAACCGUUAUCCCUACGCUGUCCUCACGAGCACCUAGCACCCUACGAUUUACAGCUUUGCCGGAUGCAGUGCAACAAGAACAACCUAGAAAUAGAAGAUACAUGAAUCUAUCGUCGAUCCCUUUUGCUCCGCCGACAUUCGUUGAACCAACCUACGAAGACCAUUACCAAGAUGUAAUCGUACCAUUAAACGACUUUGAUGACAAAAACAAUAACCCUGCACACUGGGCCGGCGUUGAAUCUUCCGAUUCCAAGCCAGUACCACCUAUCCUUAGGGCCUCAUCGCAGCUCGAAACACCUCAAAGAAUGUCAUCUUCGCUGUUUUCACCCAGAGCUUAUCCAUUCCCCCUGAUUGCGACCACCCCAGUACCCCAUAUUGGGCCACCAGACGAUAUAAUAUCUCACACACCAACUCAUAACAACGUCUUAGAGCCAGAAGCGGAUGAGACCCAUGACACUUUGUGCACAAAGCAUCCGUUUGGUAUACCAAUGUAUCCCAGCAGCCCAGCUCGAUCGUUCAGAGAAUUCCCUUUGGAUGCCCUAGUGGGGAGUAGAGAGCCUUCACCAUAUAUAUUAUCUUCCGCCUCUUGUAAUACAUCAAGUUCGAGUGCCAUACGUGGCCAAUUUGGCCAAUUUGGAACGCCUGGACGAGAAGUUAUACUCCAACCACAUUUCCAACCAAGAUUGGCCUCAUCAGACAUAUACAAAUCCAAGCUUCUGGCCUAUGCUACAGUUGUGGCCGAUCACAUGAGUAGCUCUGGAGAUGAAGGCUCGGCAUACCAGCAAUCCAUAGAAUAUGCCAACGUACCAGAAGUGCUGUAUGGACCUGAACUAGACAAGACUUCAGCUACUGGUAGAUCGGGACAUUACACUACUAGUACCCGGGCCGUUUUCCCGGUUAAUUCAUUCAAUGCAGAUCGCAGCAACGAAGAUCUAGGCCAAGCGGCUCUUGGCAAUCGUCCGGAGUUAACAGAAUCUAUAUAUGCAGAAGGCCCAGAGAACGAAUCACAAAUUGAGGAUAGUUCCAGUUGCUUCGAUGAUGACAGAUCACUUCUCUCCGAAUACGAAGCUAUGCAAGCGGAAUGUGAUACAUUGGCCGCGGGCGAGCCAUCUGAUACAGAAAUAAACAAUUCGCUCUCCGUUAAUGAGAUCGGGCCCCCUGAGAAGAACCCGAAGAUCCAACCUUUCCCGAUGAAAGCCUCUCGGCGUAGUCUCACUGCUGAAGCAAUAGCUCCCGACAGAGACCAAUCAAGGUUCAAUAGACGAUCGCCAAAGUUUGUGUCACGCCCCCCUAAACGUGUUAGACCUAGUCCUUUUGCUGCGUUAUUCGAGAAGCGGUUCAAAGAAUACCCAAAGGACGUCGUUGAACUGAAGGACCAGACCGUCGUGGACGAAGGUGAUCGGGAUGAAAUUGAAUCUUGGUCGGGAUGA
This is a messenger RNA of Rhizoctonia solani, 2424 nucleotides long. Its product is annotated as tyrosinase. The record is from RefSeq and is a predicted model, not a curated record. Gene Ontology annotation, molecular function: oxidoreductase activity. The transcript is spliced from 17 exons. The coding region runs from base 1 to 2424 and encodes 807 amino acids. Lineage: Eukaryota; Fungi; Basidiomycota; Agaricomycetes; Cantharellales; Ceratobasidiaceae.